GUCUCCUCUCCACCCACCACAACCAGAAUAUACCACGUCUCCUCUCCACCCACCACAACCAGAAUAUACCACGUCUCCUCUCCACCCACCACAACCAGAAUAUACCACGUCUCCUCUCCACCCACCACAACCAGAAUAUGCCACGUCUCCUCUCCACCCACCACAACCAGAAUAUACCACGUCUCCUCUCCACCCAUCACAACCAGAAUAUACCACGUCUCCUCUCCACCCACCACAACCAGAAGAUUUCCUCUUGAGGACUGCUGAAUAUGUCAGGAAUGCUACUUUGGAGCUCUCUUUACAUUUUGAUGCUCAAAAUGGAACCCAACUCAAAGGUGAAUAUGAAGACACCUGUCAGUUAUUGAUGGAACAGUGCAGCUGCACAACAGAGGAACAUGACACAAGCAGCCAGGGGAUCCAUCAUUGGGAGCCACUUCUCAGCAGCACUCCUGGCCAUGAAGAGAGUUAUGAUGCUGAAGAGGGAAGCAAAGUAAGUUCUGACACAGCAAAACACCUUUGUGAGGAAUGGGACCCAGCGGGCCAGGUUUCUACCAUUAAAGACUAUCUAAAGACACUUGAGACUGUUUGUUUUCCAUCUGAGUACGCAGUUCUGGAUGGGAUAAUGGAGGAAAAUGGUGACAGUGUUACAGAAACUGACCUGCAUGUCGAUUCAGUGAACCAGGAACUUGGAAUGAUACCUCGAUGUGACAUGCUAAGCACAGGGGUCAUAGGUGCGAUGACUGGUGAGUGGAUCAACAACUCGCCCAAAAUUGCCAACCUACCAAUACUCCACCUUCCUGCAGAAGCUAUACCUGGAACUGUUCUCUUGCAGGCUGCCAAGGAGGAUCCAGCAGUUGAUCACACCGACGGAACUGAAGCACUACUCAAGAUUGAAAACAAUCAUGUGGUCCCUUUCACCUCAGUACCCAAUGAUGCUGUCGUCCCAGGAUCAGAUUCUAACCCAGAGGAUGACACAGUACGGGACCGAGAGGAGGACCGAUCAGUCUCAGUCAUGCCAUCUGCGGCACACAUUCUCUCUGACUGUGUGCCAGCUGGGUUUGACACAUUUGAAAAGAUCCAGCUCUGUCCCCUUGACACCAAUGGCCUGGAGCACAGCCCUCUCCUCAGCAGCUCGCCCAGUCAAACGUUUAAAACUGAGUUCCAACACCACAGUGCUGGUGGCACUAUGCACUCAGGAGAGAGUGAUGAAGAGUACAUAGCAGAGGAAGAAGAGGACCAGUGCCAAGAAGAAGCUGAGAAGGGAUUUUUUCACUGUGAAAACACCAAGUUUAAUGAAGUUCCUGUCCCCGACUUUAUCUCACCCCAAAUCUCUCCAUCAUUGAGUCCAGAAAUGCCUAUUCUUUUCUGUGAAACUUCCCAGUUUGAUUCUCCCCCUCAGACAAAACUCCCAACUCUCACCUCUGACAAAAACAUCCAUCCGGUCUCUGAAACCCAUGACUUCCCAGAGUUUGAAAUAAAGGAGAGGUUCGACAUGGUCAUGGAAGAGCUCAGUUUGUAUUUCGAGAUCAGUGACGAGGCAGGUUAUCAAUCAUCCAAAAGAGCAACAUCUGAACAGUGCAGCGUUAGGGACCCUGGGGCUGAGGAGGACAACACUGAUUUAAUGACACGGAGCAGUAGUGACCGUCCAAGCAGCCAGGUUGCAGUGGAAGACAAACCACGUGGAGGCACAUUAAUGGGAGAUGGUGACCACGGUCUGAAAACAUAUCAAGCAGAACCACAAACUACAUGUACCACUGGGGGCCUUGACUGCGAGCAGGAGGUGCCUCUUGAAUGCUGCCAUCACAGCACAGAGGGAGAGGACUCCAUGUACUCUUCAGUCAAGCACAAAGAUCACUCCAGGGGGCAAGGAGCAGAUGAGAAAUGCAAGCUGUGGUCUCCUGCGUUCAUGUUUCUCCCAUGCCUGGACCAGUUAAACCAAAGAAAGCCUGAGCAACCAAAAAGAUUGGAGCCUCUGAAAACAUGCACACGUCCCAUCAGGGUUGGACUCUCCAAGAAGGCUAAGACUAAACAACUUCACCCCUACUCCAAGUGAGCACUUGAUGAAAUGUAUUUAUACAGGAUAUGUUACCUUAUUUUAUUUUAACUUCAUUUACACAGGGAAGUUCACCUUGAGACCCAGUUCUCUUUUACAAGUGAGCCCUUAACACAUAAAAUACCUUCGUCUUUAUAGUAUAGUAUUCAUGGGUUUAACUCUAGCUCUAUGCUAUACUAUUGAAAAUAUAAGAGAUUAUUACAAGCCUUACUUCAUAUGAGAAACUGAGCACUUCAUGUAAUGUAUUUACAGUGCAUUCGGAUAGUAUUCAGACCCCUUGACUUUUUCCACAUUUUGUUACUUUACAGCCUUAUUCUACAAUUGACUAAAUAGUUAUUUUGCCCUCAUCAAUCUACACAAAA
Molecule: messenger RNA, 2415 nt
Organism: Oncorhynchus gorbuscha (pink salmon)
Lineage: Eukaryota; Metazoa; Chordata; Actinopteri; Salmoniformes; Salmonidae
Exons: 4
Coding region: 365-2053 (562 amino acids)
Source: RefSeq, a predicted model, not a curated record